CAUCACCAGACUUCUUCCACAGAAACAACCCGGUGAUCCAAGAUAGAUUGCAGGAAGAGCCGCCCUUUUUGAUGCUUGCAUUUGCUCGCCACCCACAUUCAAUGGGAUCUCCUCGGUUUCGGCUAUCACCAUCCCUGGUCCCUGUCCCCUGCCAUUGACAAGCACGCCAUGGCCCCAAAAAGUGAAACGCGGAGGUUGACGCUCCACGCUUCCACACACCAAAGUAGCAACAACGGCAUCUCGGGCCCGAAAGUGUGGACUGGACUCCUUUUCGCUAAACCAGCCGAUUCGCGGACUCCUCCAUCACUUUCUCUCUUUGGAGCCUCCUCCUCAUCUUCCUUCUCCUUCAUCUCCUUCCACCAUGGAGCAUGACGUUCCAGCACGCCAGUCGUCCUCGAACGAAAUGAUCUCUCCGCCACCCCCACCUACACCGACUCACAGUCAUGGCAGCGCUUCCAGAAACUGUCAGAUCAUAGUCUACGCACUCUCCGGGUAGACGGGUCGACAUGCCAUGGCCUUGGCCGACAGGGGGAUCCGUCUUGAUCUCUGGUACUGGGACUGCUCGAUAGGUAUAUUAAUUGCAUUAUGACCUCUUGUAUGGACCGUUUUGGGAGGCUCUGCUGAACGACACCUCCAACUGCUGUGUUAGACUAUCAUGAAGAGCAUCUCGGUCAUUCAGCUGCUUCUAGCAGCCGCGGCAGCUCCUGUGAGGGCUGCUGCUUCUUGGAAGAACGUCAACAUUGGCGGCGGUGGUGGUUUCGUGCCUGGCUUUGUCUUUCACCCAACAGAAAAGGGCGUUGCCUAUGCUCGUACCGAUAUUGGCGGUCUCUACAGACUGAAUGCCGAUGACUCUUGGACUGCCAUUACCGACUCCAUCACUACGGACGACAAAUGGAACAACUGGGGUAUCGAUGCUGUUGCUCUUGAUCCUCAAGAUCCCGACAAGGUCUAUGCCGCUACCGGCAUGUACACCAACUCAUGGGAUCCCAACAACGGUACCCUUAUCCGCAGUUCCGACAGAGGUGCUACAUGGUCUAGCACCGAGCUGCCCUUCAAGGUUGGAGGAAACAUGCCCGGUCGCGGCAUGGGCGAGAGACUUGCUGUCGAUCCCAAGAACUCCAAGAUCAUCUACUUCGGUGCUCGCAGCGGCCAUGGCCUCUACAAGAGCACAGACGGUGGUGUCACCUUCUCCAAGGUGUCUUCGUUCACCGCUGUCGGCGACUACGUCGUAGACCCAUCCGAUACCACUGGCCUCAACAACGACAAGCAGGGCAUUGCUUUUGUUACCUUCGACUCGACUUCGGCUACCACCAACGGCGCCACGUCCCGCAUCUUUGUUGGUUCCGCCACUAACAGCACCUCUUCGGUCUGGGUUUCCAACGACGCCGGUGCCACUUGGUCCGCCGUCGCUGGCCAGCCCGGCACGUACUUCCCUCACAAGUGCAAGCUCCAGCCCACUGAGAAGGCCCUCUACCUUACCUACAGCGACGGUACUGGCCCCUACGAUGGCACUGCCGGUGCCGUUUACCGCUACGACAUCACCAACGGUACCUGGAAGGACAUCACUCCCGGCAGCGACCUCGCCUAUGGCUUUGGUGGCUUGGGUGUUGACAUGAAGAACCCCGGUACCAUCAUGGUUGCCAGCUUGAACUUGUGGUGGCCCGAUGCCCAGAUCUACCGCUCAACCGACUCUGGUGCCACCUGGUCUCCCAUCUGGGAGUGGGAUGGUUAUCCCAACAUGAACCAGUACUAUGGAUUGACCACCCCUAACGCUCCCUGGAUCGAGACUGGCUUCCUUUCUCAGGAUACCAAGCACCUCGGCUGGAUGAUCGAAUCCCUCGAGAUCAACCCCCUCGACAGCGACCAUUGGCUCUACGCCACCGGUCUCACUGUUUACGGCGGCCACGACCUGACCAAGUGGGACACCGUCCACAACGUGACCAUCCAGUCCUUGGCCGUUGGCAUCGAAGAAAUGGCUGUCCUCGGUCUCGCCUCCGCCCCCGGUGGCUCCGAGCUUCUCGCGGCCGUCGGUGACGACUGCGGCUUCACCUUCAAGUCCAGCUCCGACCUCGGCACCUCUCCCAAGACACCCUGGAUGACGCCCCAGUGGGCCAGCUCCGCGGACGUCGACUACGCCGGCAACAAGCCCGCCAACGUGGUGCGCAUCGGCUCCGGCUCCGGCGCGCAGCAGGUGGCCGUAUCCUCGGACGGCGGCGCCUCGUGGCAUGCUCACAACGGCACCGACACCACCAAGAGCAGCGGCACGGUCGCCUACUCUGCCGACGCCGACACCAUCGUCUGGUCUUCGGGCACCUCCGGCGUCGUCCGCUCGCAGAACCAGGGCACCUUCACCGCCGUCGCCUCGCUCCCCUCGGGCGCCGUCAUUGCCUCCGACAAGCGCAACAACACCGUCUUCUACGCCGGCUCGACCACCGGCACCUUCUACCGCAGCACCGACACUGGCGCCACCUUCACCGCCGUCUCUGACGCUUUGGGGUCCGCCAAGGCCGUCCGCGACAUUGUCGCCCACCCCACCGUCGCCGGCGAGCUGUACGUCAGCACGGACGCCGGCAUCUUCCGCUCGACCGACUUUGGCGUCUCCUUCACCAAGCUCAGCGGACUCACCAACACGCAGUCCGUCUCCCUCGGCGUCGGCUCCACAUCUGGUUCGUGGAACUUGUACGCCUUUGGCACCGGCGCCAACGGCAACAAGCUGUACGCUAGCGCCGACGCUGGUGCUACUUGGGCUGACGUGCAGGGCGCUCAGGGCUUUGGUUCCAUCGCCGUGGCCUCUAGCAAGGUCGCCGGUUCCGCAAACGUCCCUGGGCAGGUCUAUGUCGGCACCAACGGCCGCGGUGUGCUGUACGCGCAGGUUUCUGUCAGCGGCACCGCCCCUGGUGCUACGUCGUCGUCUUCUGCUCCGGUAAAGACUUCCUCCUCCACUGCUGCUGCUGCUCCGUCAUCUUCUGCUGCAGUGAAGACUUCUUCCACUUCUGCUGCUGCUCCAGUGAGCACGACGACGAGCAAGGCUGCUGCUACUACCACCACACUUGUGACGUCGACUGUCAAGCCUACUACUGCUACCUUGACUUUGUCGUCGGUCAAGUCUACCUCGACUGUUGGCGCUGAGCUCGCGCAGCACUGGUAUCAGUGCGGAGGUGUGGGCUGGACGGGCCCGACGGCUUGCGUGUCGCCUUAUAAGUGCGAAAAGCAGAAUGAUUACUAUUCGCAGUGCGUGUAAGCAAGUACCAGGGCAAGUGGAAGGGUGUGUGUAUGCCUGUGGAUGGGAUGUGAUGAGAAGUGGAAGACUGAUGAAGUGACGGAGGGGUGAUGUUUUUGGUUGGUGAACUUACUUACCUUUUUUCAUUGUGAAUAUCUUGACAUGAGCAUUUGUACAUAUGAACAUAAAUCUUGCACAUACAAUUUCAAUCCUAUUGGAUC
Molecule: messenger RNA, 3441 nt
Organism: Neurospora crassa OR74A
Lineage: Eukaryota; Fungi; Ascomycota; Sordariomycetes; Sordariales; Sordariaceae
Product: Cel74a
Exons: 4
Coding region: 656-3241 (861 amino acids)
Biological process (GO): xyloglucan metabolic process
Cellular component (GO): extracellular region
Molecular function (GO): protein binding; cellulose binding
Source: RefSeq, a predicted model, not a curated record